Molecule: messenger RNA, 1278 nt
Organism: Fusarium sp. VM40
Lineage: Eukaryota; Fungi; Ascomycota; Sordariomycetes; Hypocreales; Nectriaceae
Source: the annotation of a GenBank genome assembly
AUGGAAACGUACCACGGCUAUGUGCGGACACCCACCGAUGCCAUCCGACUGUUUGAAGCCUGCCGAUUAGGCGUCUUGCCUCGUGUGCAACGACGGCUCUCGGAGAAGGAAAGGCAAUCUAUUCGAUCUGGCUCUGUUUUUGUGUGGGAUGAGAGGGAAGCGGGCAUGAGGAGAUGGACUGAUGGCAAGUCAUGGAGUGCGAGCCGUGUGUCGGGAAGUUUCCUGACUUAUCGCGAAAUGGAGGGCAAGAGAGGUGGUGGUUUCAACACCAACCGACGAGGCGGCGGCAAGACUCCAGACUCUGGACGUGGUAGCGACGAGGACCUAGACGAUGCAGAGCCUGAGGGAUACCGAUAUAAGGCAGACGGCCUUAUGAAGCAGUCUUUCAGCAUCACCACUUCCAACGGCCAACAUCUUCACCUUAUCUCAUACUAUUCUCGACCCCAGCACGGUCAGCCUGAACUCCAGCAACCGACAAACGAUCCCAGCCUGCGAAAUAUCGUACCUGUCAAGGGCAUGUAUCCGGAGUCGAGUAUGGGAGAGGCCAACACAACACCUGCUCUCACUCGUGCACCUAUGCAGCAGCCUUACAUGGUUGCCCCGCCAGGGCAACAACCUUAUGCUCCCUACGGCCAACAUGGCUAUGGCUGGCCUCCUUCUCCUGUCGCUACUCCUCCCUAUAGCCACUACAUUGCUCCCUAUCCUUCUAAUGGACCCCAACUGCUCCCACCUCACGCCAACCACGCGAGUCUCCCUCACCCGCACUACAAUCAGGCUCCCAUGUAUGAGCAGCGCACCCAUCUUCCACCUCUGCCCAACAAACCAUCCUACGCGCAAACGUCUCCCCACUACUCACAUCCUACUCUUCCCAGAGCUCACGAGUCUCCUCGUGAGCAUCAUCUUCAGGCUGCCGCCCAGAGUGCCAUGAUCAACGGCUCCUCUCGCACUCACCAGGUGGCACUCCCAAGUCUUGGCGCUGUUACCAACGGUCCUCCAGGGUCCUCUCUUGCGGCAAUCAGCACACCUCCUAGCCGAACCAUGAGCGUCAGCCCUCCUCGAAGCUCCCACUCCGAAGCUCCUGUAUCUACGUCCAACAAGGCCAGCCUCUCGGCGCUUCUGCACCCCACUCCCACUCCUGCUGCUAGUGAAAGUGGUAGUGCCAAGCCUGGUAGCGCCAGCAGCAGCCCUAGAGUGUCUGGUGCUUGUGGCUUGGAGAAGGGCGGUGUCAGUGAGGAUGCGAGAGCCUUGAGAAUGUUGGACCGCAAGUUUUGCAUCUAG